Conger conger (European conger) is the source of this 2476-nucleotide messenger RNA. It is a transcript of the gene map9, whose product is annotated as microtubule-associated protein 9. Gene Ontology annotation, cellular component: astral microtubule. The record is from RefSeq and is a predicted model, not a curated record. Gene Ontology annotation, biological process: regulation of mitotic cytokinesis; mitotic cytokinesis; mitotic spindle assembly. Bases 349 to 2295 code for a protein of 648 amino acids. Gene Ontology annotation, molecular function: microtubule binding. The transcript has 13 exons. Lineage: Eukaryota; Metazoa; Chordata; Actinopteri; Anguilliformes; Congridae.
UCUAGCUAGCUAUUGAUACACAAACUAACUACACUAAUUGUGUUGCUAACGGUUAAUACGGUGUUGGCUAUAUUAGCUAUAGAGUGUCUUCGUCUGCAUUGUAUUGCUAGCUGACUACGUAAAAUGUAUAUGCUUUCAGUAAUUAUGAACUAGCUACUUCUCUAGUCAAUAUAAUGGCACUGCCAGCUAGCUACUUCAUAACGCAGAAACUCAACUGAGAUAGCCUAGAUCAUUUAACUAAUCUGAAUUGGAUGAAAUGGAAUGUUACCUGGGUAAUUUAGCUGGCUGCCGAGGUUGCUUACGAGCUAUCCAGGUAUUGACUGUACGAGUUACUUGAUUUUUACAGAGAUGGAAGAAGACAUUUUGAGCACAACACUUGCAUAUAAAAAAAGCCCCAAGACAUCAAAGAGAACAUCCUUCCAGGAUGAACUUCAAGCUGCUAUUGCAGCCAGAGCAUAUAAGACUGAGGCUGAAGAGAGCUACUCAUACGCGGAUGACUUUGAUGAUGAUGAUUCAUUGGAACAGCUUCUCAGUCUGCGGAAAAAGAAGAUGGACAUGUUUAAAGCCGGAAAAAAGAAAGCGGUAGAAUUUAAUAUGUCCGACAAGGAUGAGAAAACCACGAAAGCGAAACGGGUGUCCUUCCUGAAGAGUGCGAGGAAGAGCUCCCCCACACCUAGCGGCUACUCAGGCCUGGGGAACGUGGAGAGGGACGAAAUGGAGACCGGGGAGAAUGGCAGCAGGAGUGGCUCCUCCCACUCCUCUCGCUCCGACAGGUCGGGGCCGAAGUCAGUGCAGUUUCGCCUGGAGCAGGACACCCCAAACAGCAGCCGGUCUGCGUCUCCCCAGCCUGGGUCCUCCGAGAGGCAGGAGGUACUGACCAGCACAGAGCAGAACUGGGGAGAGAUGGGUAGAGAGAGGCUGGGAUCGGAGACCGGCGGCACGGUGAAGGAAACAGCGAUUGACAGACGCAAGCAGGAGGAAAUGCCCGUUGUGGAGGACGAGAAGGGACAGAUGGACACGCCUGUCCCUAAACCCCGGGAACGAAAUGUCAGGAAGUCCCCGCGCUCAGGCAGUCCCUUCAGGGAGGAGCGGCCCAAGCCGAGGCCCCGGCAGCGGGCCCCCAAGGAGGGGAGCAACACCGAGGAGGAGAGCAGACCCCCCACCUCCUCCGUUUCCAUCCCCCUGUCCUCGGCCGACAGGGCAAGCAGCGCCUCCUCGGCUGGGGAAGUGGAGGCCUUCAGAGGCCACAGCCCUCAGAGGACAGAGGAGUCAGUAUCCCGGUUCAGUCAGUAUUCCUCAUCAGCAGGACAGCUGUCAGACUCUUUCAGCAGAUCUGCAGACGCAUUGGAUGGUUUGCCAGAGCAUGACAAGCAAGUCAGCAAGGAUGAAUAUGGUGCCAUAUCCUUUGAGGCUUACCAGGAGGACAAUGAAAAUGACUUGAACAGUGGUAACAGCGGACAUGUGACAGAAAAAUUACACGAUAGCAGCUCUCCAGGCCAGAGUAAGAAGAGGCCUAAAAGUGCCCAGGAACCGGCCGCCCAAUCUCGAUACCUGGGGUCUCUGAAGGUUUUGGACACCUUUGCAUCCCAGAUGAAAUCUGAGCCUGAUAUGGCAGACUCUGUCCGGGCCACUGUCUACCAGGAAUGGUGUAAAGGCAAAGGGAAAGUAAUAAAGGAAACGAUUAAAGUCAAAAAGCUGGAGGAACAGUUAAAAGAAGAGAAGAAGCAACAGGAGGAAGCUUCCAGAAAGGUGGACGCCAAAGCGUCCUUCGCCGCUUGGAAUGAGAAGAAAGCAGAAGUGAUAAAAGCAAAGCAAAAAGAGAAGCAGGAAAUGUUGAAAAAACAACAACAGGAAAUGGAUGAAAAGGUGGAGAAGAAAGAAAUGGCCAAGAAGGUCUUUGAGAAAUGGAAAUCAGGGCAGGAUGAGUAUUUGAAAGUGAAAUACAGAAAAGAGAAACGGGCAGAACAGCAGAUGAAGCACAAGAAGGAGGAGGAGGAAGAGGAACGAAAGAAAGACUGCAUGACCACCAUGUCAAAAUGGAGUCAAGAAAAGAAGAAGGAUAUCCUUGCAGAAGAAAGGAGGAAACGCAGGGAAGAAAAGAUAAAAGAAGAGGAGGAUAAAUAUAUGAAGGAAGAAAAGGGUAAAAUGGCAUUAGAGAUGUAUGAAAAAUGGCUGAAAAGGAAGGAGCGGCAAGAGAGGAGAGAUCGGGGUCAAAGAAAGAUACGCGCUAUUCUCCAAGACGAACCCCCUCCUCCAUGGAGCCCCCCGAACAAAACCGUACCGUUUGGAAGAUAAUCAUAACUGCUUAUUUUCUCUACUCAAUCGCGUCUGUAUUUUUAUAUGUUUUCUCCCUCACAAGAAGAACUUAAUUUUACACUGGAUCACACAAAUUAGACUCAAAUGUAUUGUUUUUUUAAAUCUGGAGUGCUGUAAAUGGCUGUUUUGCAAAAAUAUAAAUUUUUAAUUGUUUACUUUU